AUGCUGAUAUGUAAAACACAAUGGCUAAAAUCAACACCCAGAACUCCUACCCUGCAAUGCACAGGGUGUCCGUUAGGACCACUGAUGAAGACAUUGAAAGAAUUGAAAAUGGCUUUAGCAGGACCAAUUCACUGUGUGAGGACACUUCUUCAGAACUGCAGAGAGUCAUUUCCAUGGAGACAAGAGGCUUGUCUGAAUCCCGCAGGAGUUCGUUCACAGGCACUGGAGCAAUGGCUAGGUUAUCCCGUUUCAUCUUAUCUAUGAGAUCAUGGGCAAGAGGACAUUUGCACGAUGAAGACCAAAGGCCAGAUUCUUUCCUUGAUCGUAUCCGAGGGCCAGAUCUCAAAGAGGCACCCAAUAGGGAAAGUAACACUCAUUCCAAUUUGAGCAACUAUGAGCAGCCAGGCAAAGUGAAAAGUCACUGGUCCCUGGCCAGAUUUAAUGUCAACAACAGCAACAACAACGAAGACAAGAACAAAGAAAAGAAAGAGGUUAAGGAGGAGAAAAAAGAAGAAAAAAAGGAGGAAAAGAAAGAGGAGAAAAAAGACGACAAAAAAGAUGAUAAAAAAAAAGAGGAGAAGAAAAAGGAGAUCUUUGUGGUUGAUCCUUCAAGCAACCUAUACUAUAGGUGGCUGACCAUAAUCGCGACCCCAGUAUUCUAUAAUUGGUGUCUGCUAGUGUGCAGAGCCUGUUUUGAUGAGCUACAAAGUAAUCAUAUUAUACUAUGGGUGGUCUUGGACUACUGCUCAGAUAUCAUCUAUGUACUGGACAUAUUCGUCAGAUUCAGGACAGGCUUUCUUGAACAAGGCUUACUAGUUCAAGAUGAAAAGAAAUUAAGAAAACAUUACACUACUACUGUACAGUUCAGAUUGGAUGUGCUCUCUCUUUUACCAACAGACCUGGCAUAUUUAAAACUUGGGCUGAACUACCCUGAACUACGUUUUAAUCGCUUGCUGAGGUUUGCCAGGCUAUUUGAGUUUUUUGAUCGCACAGAAACCAGGACAAACUAUCCAAAUAUGUUUCGGAUUGGAAAUCUUGUCUUGUACAUUCUCAUAAUCAUCCACUGGAAUGCAUGCAUAUAUUAUGCAAUUUCAAAGCUUAUUGGGUUUGGGACUGACUCCUGGGUUUAUCCCAAUGUGACCCACCCAGAAUAUGGACGUCUGUCCAGAAAGUAUAUUUACUGUUUGUAUUGGUCAACACUGACACUGACGACAAUUGGAGAAACCCCACCUCCGGUGAAAGAUGAAGAGUAUCUCUUUGUGGUCAUUGACUUCUUGGUGGGUGUGCUGAUCUUUGCUACCAUUGUUGGUAAUGUAGGCUCUAUGAUUUCCAACAUGAAUGCUUCCAGGGCAGAGUUCCAGGCCAAAGUUGAUUCCAUAAAACAGUAUAUGCAUUUCCGAAAGGUGACAAAGGAUUUGGAGGCCAGGGUCAUUAAGUGGUUUGAUUACCUCUGGACCAAUAAGAAAACAGUAGAUGAGAAGGAAGUUCUUAAAAACCUGCCUGAUAAACUUAAGGCUGAAAUUGCUAUCAACGUCCAUCUGGAUACGCUAAAGAAAGUGCGCAUCUUCCAGGAUUGUGAAGCUGGACUUCUUAUUGAGCUAGUGCUGAAGCUGAGACCUACAGUCUUUAGUCCUGGAGAUUACAUCUGCAAAAAGGGGGAUAUUGGGAGGGAAAUGUAUAUCAUUAAGGAGGGGAAGUUGGCUGUGGUGGCAGAUGAUGGCAUAACACAGUUUGUUGUCCUAAGCGAUGGCAGCUACUUUGGUGAAAUCAGUAUUUUAAACAUCAAGGGUAGCAAAUCUGGUAACAGGAGGACAGCCAACAUCAGAAGCAUUGGUUAUUCUGAUCUGUUCUGUUUAUCCAAAGACGAUUUGAUGGAAGCCCUCACUGAAUAUCCUGAUGCCAAAAAGGCGUUGGAAGAGAAAGGGCGGCAAAUUCUGUUGAAAGACAAUUUAAUAGAUGAGGAGGCAGCAAAAGCAGGAGCUGACCCUAAAGACUUGGAAGAAAAAGUGGAAAGACUUGAAAGUGCACUGGACAGUCUACAGACUAGGUUUGCUAGGCUAAUGGCAGAAUACAACUCAGCCCAACUCAAAGUAAAACAGAGACUCACCAAAGUGGAAAACAAAGUGAAGAAAUAUGGAAGUGGCUUCUUAUCUGAUGGAGGGGAAGAGUCUAUAAAACCCGAGGAAGUUGAGAAAAAGAAUUAAUAGUUCAUUUAUAUUCCCUCAUUUAAUCUAGAAUAUUGCAGCCUGUAAAGCCAUAAAUAUAUAUAAGCAUAUUAUAUAUGUGAAAACACACACACUCUUAUUUUUAUAUGGACUCCAAGAGAAUGGUUUUUAGAGUUUUUAAUUAAAGCAAUAUUUUCUUGUAAAUAGGAAAUUGUUACCUUUUAUCUUGUUUUUAGGAGGAGACUUUGGAUUGUCAUUUGGGUCUUUUGUACUUAUGACAUGUUUCUUACAAGUCAUGCUCAGAUUAUCUUUAAUGUGGUAUGUAAAGAUUUUUUCUUGACCAUUUAAUUUUUGUUUAUCUUUUUCCAUGCUCUUAUUGUUAAGGAAAUUAUGUGUAAAGUAUGGAGUCUGCCAGAAUGAGGAGACUGAUCUGUAUAUGUCCACACCCUCUACCUUGGUACGCUAGUAGUCUGCUGAAUACAUGUAGUAAAUCCACACUACCCAUCAAUGCACUUUGCACAUGUGAAAGAACCUGGUUUAAAAGAAAGUCUGUCUUUGCUAUAUAACAUAUCACAUGAUGUAAAAUACCCAGUUAUUUGAAUGCCACAGAUGUUGAAAUGACUCCUGUUUGCUGUACUAUGCUGUGGUCAUUGGACGUCUUUAUAAUGCAAGCAAACGGUGCUUAAUUUACCUUGAAUGAAACUCUAUUAUAGUUUCUCCACUUUGCAACUGUUAUGUUAACUGGAGUGCAUUAACGGUUUCCUAGCCCUGUCCAUUCUGGGAAAAUCCUUGCAUGAAGGGAAGCCCAAAGAGGUUGGCAGUCCUGGCAGCAUGGCUUCAUUAAAGCUGAAAAAAUAUAUAGCGACCCACCCACAAAGCCAUCUGCCUUCAUACUGAGGGCCUGCUCUCCAUCCCCUGGUAUUUCAUCAGGCUUUGGAGGCAGAACUGUGGCAUUUAAUGCAUGGGGGCACCCCCUAUUGCAGAAAAUGUUGUGAGGGAGGAGCAGAUUUUUCUGCUCUGAUUUUCUACACAGAUCUCCAUUUGCAAGUAUUUCUACAGAGGAGGAAGAUCCUGGUUCCUGCUAGGAGGCAUGUCCUGAAAUUCAGCCUAAGAUUUCCUUCCUUUAUCUUAUUACUCCUGGUGAUAAGCCCCUCAUGCCAGCCUAAAGAUUUCCUCUCUCUUCUUGAAAUUUACAGCUUUUAGAUAUCUGUUACCAUGGCUCAUCAUUACUAAGCUAAGACAGACAAAAUUUACUUGUAAUUUUCCUCAAGACAACCCUUUCAGGCUCCUAGUCAUUCUAUUUGCUCCCCCCUUCUAAAAUUGCUCUA
Molecule: messenger RNA, 3493 nt
Organism: Pelodiscus sinensis (Chinese soft-shelled turtle)
Lineage: Eukaryota; Metazoa; Chordata; Testudines; Trionychidae
Gene: CNGA3
Product: cyclic nucleotide gated channel subunit alpha 3
Biological process (GO): monoatomic cation transmembrane transport; potassium ion transport
Cellular component (GO): intracellular cyclic nucleotide activated cation channel complex; plasma membrane
Molecular function (GO): cGMP binding; intracellularly cAMP-activated cation channel activity; intracellularly cGMP-activated cation channel activity
Source: RefSeq, a predicted model, not a curated record